Messenger RNA from Ilyonectria robusta, 1809 nucleotides. RefSeq lists its product as uncharacterized. Gene Ontology annotation, biological process: beta-D-galactose catabolic process via UDP-galactose, Leloir pathway. The transcript has a single exon. Lineage: Eukaryota; Fungi; Ascomycota; Sordariomycetes; Hypocreales; Nectriaceae. The coding region runs from base 149 to 1447 and encodes 432 amino acids. Gene Ontology annotation, cellular component: cytosol. The record is from RefSeq and is a predicted model, not a curated record. Gene Ontology annotation, molecular function: UDP-glucose 4-epimerase activity.
AGUCAUCAGCCUCAGUCACUUCUCUCCUUCGAUUCCACCUGCCUACAACACUUUCAUUGUCACUGAACACUCAUUUCCAAACUUCUCCAAACUUCAGUAAGAAACCUCACUUUGCGUGUCAAGCUCAGACUCCAUUGCCACUCUCACCAUGUAUUCUUCUCUACCUCACGAUGAUGGCGCCUCCUCCCGCCCGUCGACAUCCUCUUCGAUGUCGAUGUUCGGCUCCUCGGCAGCGACUAGUCAAGGCUCAGAGCAUGCCCUCAAUGCCAGAGCGCCUGGCUCCACUGGCAGCUUCAUCCUCGUAACCGGUGGUCUUGGUUACAUUGGAUCCCACACUUCUCUGGAGCUGCUAAAGGCCGGCUACAAUGUCAUCAUCGUCGAUGAUCUCAGCAACAGCUUCCACAGCGUCUUCACUCGCGUUCAGCAGCUCGCAGAGAAAUAUUGUCACGAGAAGAACCGCAUCAUGCCUGUGUUGCACUUCCACAAGGUUGACUACCGCAGCAAGUCCAUGCGCUUUUUGCUGGAGUCCUACUCAGACUUUGUUCCGGGUCCUACAACGACAACUGAGACGCCUGAAUUGAGACGACAAUCACGAAUUGCUGGCGUCAUUCAUUUUGCUGCCUUCAAGUCUGUCACUGACUCAAUUGAGAACCCCGUUUCCUAUUAUCGCAACAAUGUAUCCGGUCUCGUUGAUCUGGUUGAGCUUCUUGGAAAGCAUAACAUUCGAAACUUUGUCUUUUCGUCCUCUGCUACCGUUUACGGUACUAAGGCUGAUGAAGGAUUCCCUCUCAAGGAGGAAGACCUCGUGCAUCACCCUGAAAAUUACAUCGAUGCCAACGGUCAGGAGCAGGUAAGGAUGCCACAGGCUACUGGACUGCUCAGCCCAUAUGCUCGGUCCAAGUACUUCUGCGAAGCCAUCCUCGCCGACAUCGCCCAUUCAGACCCUGCUUGGCGAAUUAUUGCCCUCCGUUAUUUCAACCCCAUCGGAUGUGAUGUAUCUGGAGUUCUUGGCGAGGAUCCCAAGGGCGUGCCAACGAACCUCUUCCCUGUCAUUACGCAAGUUUUGACCGGACAGCGCGAGCAACUAGACAUUUUCGGAUCCGAUUGGGAUACACGCGAUGGCACUGCUAUCCGUGAUUUCAUUCACGUUUCUGAUCUAGCUAGAGGACACAUUGCUGCCGUAGGCGCUUCCAUCAAGGAGCCCUUCCGCACCUUCAACCUCGGCACUGGAAAUGGUACCACUGUCAGAGAGGCUGUCGAUAGCCUCGAAGCGGCCUCAGGAAGGAACAUCCCCGUGAACAUGGCCCCCAGAAGGGAAGGUGACGUUGGAUCAUGCGUCGCAGCCAACGCGCGAGCAGUCAAGGAACUUGGCUGGACAGCGACAGAGAGCAUCAACCAGUGUGCUACUGACCUGUGGAACUUCGUGUCUAAGACGCAUGAAACUUAGAUGUUUGAAUAUUCUUUGUACACUGUGUCUUACUUCUAUUGGGUCGGCGUUUUCUAUAGUUGAGAUUGAUGCGACAAUUUCUUUUCCUUCCUUGGUUGGAGUUACAUUGAAGAACUUAGAUCAAACCCCAGGUAUGGGUAGCGUGGAACAAGAUUGGGCCAAGAUGGAGGGGGAAAAAAUGAGGAACGGACUUCACAGUCGUUUACGGAAGAGUCAGUAUUGUACAUUGUACUACCCAAAUUGAAAGUAAUAUACUCUGUUGUAUCUCUCAUAUUCACUCUUCCUGUAUCUGCUCGCAUAAGUGAACAUGUGCCAUUGACAUGAUCAAAUUAACGUCAUCAAACAGCUAACCAGCACACUUC